Loxodonta africana (African savanna elephant) is the source of this 3684-nucleotide messenger RNA. RefSeq names its product thioredoxin reductase 1 (gene TXNRD1). Gene Ontology annotation, molecular function: flavin adenine dinucleotide binding; thioredoxin-disulfide reductase (NADPH) activity; glutathione-disulfide reductase (NADPH) activity. The transcript is spliced from 15 exons. Lineage: Eukaryota; Metazoa; Chordata; Mammalia; Proboscidea; Elephantidae. Gene Ontology annotation, biological process: cellular response to oxidative stress; cell redox homeostasis; glutathione metabolic process. The record is from RefSeq and is a predicted model, not a curated record. Gene Ontology annotation, cellular component: mitochondrion; cytosol. The coding region runs from base 280 to 1773 and encodes 497 amino acids.
GGAAGGGCGUGGCUUCUCGUAGCUAUUAGAAACCACCAACCCUUUCACCUCAGCUCGCCUCAGUCCGGCAUGUGCCUCGGAGUCUAAGGUGGCCCUUCUGAGGAAGAGCCUGACGUCCGACUGCUCGAACAUAAGGACGGGCUGGUCCUGGAAGGAGCGCUCUCGGCAUUGACCUUGGAAACCAAAGUGCCCGUGGUGUUUGUGAAACAGAGAAAGAUAGGCGGCCAUGAUCAGACCUUGAAGGCAUAUCAGGAGGGCAGACUUCAAAAGCUACUAAAAAUGAAUGGCUCUGAGGAUCUUCCUGAGUCCUACGACUAUGACCUUAUCAUCAUUGGAGGCGGCUCAGGAGGACUGGCAGCUGCUAAGGAGGCAGCCAAGUAUGACAAGAAGGUGAUGGUCCUGGAUUUUGUCACUCCAACCCCUCUUGGAACUAGAUGGGGUCUUGGAGGAACGUGUGUGAAUGUGGGUUGCAUACCUAAAAAACUGAUGCACCAGGCAGCUUUGUUAGGACAAGCCCUGCGAGACUCUCGCAACUAUGGAUGGAAAGUCGAGGACACAGUUCAACACGACUGGGAAAAAAUGACAGAAGCUGUACAGAAUUACAUCGGCUCACUGAACUGGGGCUACCGGGUCGCUCUGCGGGAGAAAAAAGUCACCUAUGAGAAUGCUUAUGGGCAGUUUGUUGGUCCUCAUAGGGUUAAGGCAACCAAUAAUAAAGGCAAAGAAAAAAUUUUUUCAGCGGAGAGAUUUCUCAUUGCCACUGGUGAAAGGCCACGUUACUUGGGCAUCCCUGGCGACAGAGAGUACUGCAUCAGCAGUGAUGAUCUUUUCUCCUUACCUUACUCCCCGGGUAAGACCCUGGUGGUUGGAGCAUCCUAUGUCGCGUUGGAAUGUGCUGGGUUUCUCGCUGGUACUGGUUUAGAUGUCACUGUUAUGGUACGGUCCAUUCUCCUUAGAGGAUUUGACCAGGACAUGGCCAACAAAAUUGGUGAACACAUGGAAGAACAUGGCAUCAAGUUUAUAAGACAGUUUGUACCAAUAAAAGUUGAACAAAUUGAAGCAGGGACACCAGGCCGACUGCGGGUGGUAGCGCAGUCCACCAAUAGUGAGGAAACCAUUGAAGGAGAGUAUAAUACGGUAUUGCUGGCAAUAGGAAGAGAUGCUUGCACAAGAAAAAUUGGUUUAGAAACCGUGGGAGUAAAGAUAAAUGAAAAGACUGGAAAAAUACCUGUCAGUGAUGAGGAGCAGACCAAUGUGCCUUACAUCUAUGCCAUUGGUGAUAUAUUGGAGGAUAAGCUGGAGCUAACCCCAGUAGCAAUCCAGGCGGGAAGAUUGCUGGCCCAGAGGCUUUAUGCCGGCUCCCAUGUCAAGUGUGACUAUGAAAAUGUUCCAACAACUGUAUUUACUCCUUUGGAAUAUGGUGCUUGUGGCCUUUCUGAAGAGAAAGCUGUGGAGAAAUUUGGGGAAGAAAAUAUUGAGGUUUACCAUAGUUACUUCUGGCCAUUGGAGUGGACCAUUCCAUCCAGAGAUAACAACAAAUGUUAUGCAAAAAUUGUCUGUAACAUCAAAGACAAUGAACGUGUUGUGGGCUUCCACGUACUGGGCCCAAACGCUGGAGAAGUUACACAGGGCUUUGCAGCUGCGCUGAAGUGUGGACUGACCAAACAGCAGCUGGACAGCACCAUUGGAAUCCACCCCGUCUGUGCAGAGGUGUUUACAACGCUUUCGGUGACCAAGCGCUCUGGGGGAAGCAUCCUCCAGGCCGGCUGCUGAGGUUAAGCCCCAGUGUGAAUGCUGCUGCCCAGACUCUAUACCACUGAUUUGUUUCCUCGCCCAGAUCCAAGGCAGAGUUUUUAGGAAGGCCCUUGGGGUCUUGGCACCGCAUGCCCUGUGCUUACCACCCGAGGCCCUCUUGGAUCUCUCUUGGGUAAGGAGGUGGUAAAUAGCAGGCAGUCAGCAUCACACUGGGGUCACCGUGAUGGACUCAGAGCUGAUAUUGGCAGCGCAUCGAGGGAUGCAUCCAUGAAGUCACUGGCCUCAAGCCCAUGUGGGGGGCGGUGAUGGAACAGCUGUCGAAUCAGCUUUGGCAUGACCUUUCCUUUGUGAGUUUCCACUAGUCUCAAUGUCAAGCUUUCUCAAAAAAACCCAGUGCCACAUGUUGAUUGUAUUUUCCUCCAUAGUGUUAAUGACACUAGAGGUGAAGAAUGUUAGCAGCUGAUUUUUGUCCAAAAGCGAGUCAAGGCUAGAACACCCUAAUAAGGUGUCCUGUUGCCUUGGCCCCCUUGGGGGCUGUCUGGGCUCAUCCCAUGAAAGAGCGCUCUCCUCCAUGUGCUUCAGAGGAUUAGAAUGUACUGUUCCACUUGAUAGAACUGCUUAGCAGUGUCUGUUCAAUAAAUUAUAAGUCGUAUAUCCAAAACAGGCAAAUCUGUGAACGACCCUGGCCAAACCUGCCUGCAUGUACUACAUCACUGGUUGUUAUCCUUUUAAGUUCUGUUUAGGAAGCGAAAUGACCACUUGGCCAGCCUGUUUGAAGUAACACUCAUUGCACAGGUCAAGUGGCACAGAACACGUAACUGGGUCAUACAGUAUGAUUUCCACCAUUAUUUGUCAUGGAGGCAGAUGCAAGGGGAAAAACAGUAAAUGUAUUUUCUUUAGUCCAUCGUGUGUUAGUCUGAGUGAACUGAGGUCUUUUGCAAUGGAAGACACUUGACUUGUUUCAACCUCUUUGUUUACUAGCUUUAACUUUAAGCUAGAAGUACACAAUAUCACGUCUUUGUUUUUCUUGUGUGUUAAGUAUCUGCCCCUUCCUGAGAACUACAUUCCUAGGAAACUAGGUCUUCCCACAUUUAUGAUUUAAUCUUUUGUGGUAAUUGCUUUUUAAAGGAAGCUGUUAAUAGCAUAACUUAUUAUUAUUAUUUUUGAACACAGGUGGAUGUGUGAAGGAUUUUCAUUUAAAAACCAAAUGGUUUUGACUUUCUCUGUUGAAAGAACACCUGUACCUGGUGGAAUUUUUGUAGGAAUGUUUAUGCUUUGUUAGCAUUCCAACUUGUAUUAUUGCAAAACGGUAUUAAGUCCUUGGUUAGUUCUCUCUAUGUAAGUGUGCUGACUAAGGAUUAUUUGUAGGCCGUCUUUGCUCACUGUGUAAGUUGAGUUUUGGCAGUGCUGUGGACAUCAGGCCUCCCACCAGCACUGCUUGUAGCAUCUUGUUCACUCCCUCCCACAACUUGCAGCUCUCGCUGAGGCACUGAGUGGUCAUUUCACAGGACAUUUCUGGGCCACCUCAGGGAGCGCCUGCAUCUGCCUGCCAUUUGGUCAGCGAGCACCUGCCCUUUCCCACAGGGCACUGCCUCGCCUCUCAUCCCAUGUGGUUACGUGGAGAAAACGGGAAAGGAAUCAACAAGAGGGGGUUUGAGGCAGUUGACUGUGAUAAGUUUUAUUAUUAUUAAUUGUUUUCCCCCAGUCUGCCAGUCUCUGAAAUUAAAACAACAGGCAGUAUGAGAUGACCGUGCCUAAUCAUGUUAUGAUUCUGUCUUCUUAGUAAAUGGAAUGUUCUGCCCCCACAAGAAUUAUACUUCAUAGACUUCUCCUGUUUAGGUUUGUAACUUCCCAGUGUACUGAAACCCAUACUAAAUCUUCUGAGAACAAAACAAAACAAUGUGAAACAUUAAAAGAUGUUAAUAUCCA